AGCCAAAGCAAUUCUUUUCUGGUUUGAAAAGCAGAUGAUGAAAGGAUUCUUUUUCGUCACCAGUGCGGUUCCUGGUAGCUACAGUGCAAAGUUUGUUAUUCAAGUUGAGCAAUUCUCUGGACAUAAAUUCAAAAAGAGUUCUUGCUUCUGUCCAAAUGGUUCGUAUGAUAAAUUGCUACUUGGUAAAUGGUUUCAAACACAACGUUCGCAGCCACAUACGCCAUGUUGUCACUUUCAAAGGUCCUGGAGAAGUUGUCUUCACAAAAGUGGCUAUAUUGUAGCUUUGAGUAAAGAAAGGUUAUCCUCUGAAGCCAUACCGAAGAACGGUGACGUUAUCAUAGAGAGACCUACACGUAACAUAAGAACUAUUAUCUGUGGGCUCGUGGUAUGUGCUAAUAUGAAGGCCGUUUGGGAUUUGUUAACAGAUUAUGAACAUCUUGCAGAGUUUAUUCCCAAUUUGGCAGUUAGCAGACUCCGUUACCAUCCACAAGGUGGUAUUCGUUUGGAACAAGAGGGUGUUCAAUCUGUUCUAGGUUUUCGUUUUCGAGCUUCAGUUAUUUUGGAUAUGUAUGAAAAGUUUUCAGAAGACAGAGCAGAAAUCGAUUUUGUCUUAGCGGAUAGCCAAGACUUUGACGUAUUCGAAGGCUCGUGGUUGAUGUAUCCUAUGAAGAGAAAUUGGACACAUUUGAUUUAUCAGGUAACUGUACAACCCAAAAGAUUUGUACCAGUUCAAGCUGUGGAAUGGCGUAUUCGUGAAGAUGUCCCGUCUAAUCUUCAUUCUAUCAAGAAUUAUAUUGAAAACUUAUCCCACAGAAAGUGAUAAAGUGGAAUAACCUAAAGACUAUAUAAAAUUGGUCGCUGUGAA
This is a messenger RNA of Galdieria sulphuraria, 865 nucleotides long. Its product is annotated as cyclase/dehydrase. The transcript has a single exon. Lineage: Eukaryota; Rhodophyta; Bangiophyceae; Galdieriales; Galdieriaceae. The record is from RefSeq and is a predicted model, not a curated record. The coding region runs from base 35 to 820 and encodes 261 amino acids.